CACAGCAAGAAUAUCAUAUAACUCAAGUACUACAGUUAGUGCGGACGGAGUCCUCCACACUAGCUUCCCCUGCCUUGUACAUACUACUUCCUUCUUUCAUGGCCUAGAUACUUCUUCGAUCGUUAACCCAUACUACUCUGUCUCGCCGCCCUGGGCUCCCCAGUCCCCUCAUUAUCAUUACACCGCUUUCUCACCUCCACCUUGUUGUCUCGAGAGUCUGAAUCUCGGAUAUCGAUCUGCCAGGUCUCCGUAUACCUAUAUCUAUACAGUACACAUAGAUAGGUAAUCAUCAUGGAUGAUACCUCCGGGCUCCGACCCCGGAAGCAGGACCCCCAACUAGCCUUGUCCAAGGAGCAGCUCCCAACCCCCCCAGAUGAGACGCCUCGUCUGAAACAUGGCCUUGCAAUGCAGCUCCUCCGCUCCAUUUUGCUGGCGACAUGGUUCAACUGCUGCUGCGUUGCCAUUCUAGCGACCCAGGUUAUCGGUUCCCCAUUGUACGUGGUCAACAAGGACUACUACUACUCGUACAUGGCAUACACAAAGCAGUCUUUUGGGCUGGUUAUCACCGCUCUCACACAGUGGGGGUGCCCGACAUUCGUCCGCGUCAGCGGGGACAGGAGUAUACGCGGUCAGGUCCAUAUCGCCGCGGAUGGGCGCUUGAAGACACAAUUUCCGGAGCGCCUGGUGCUGAUCGCGAAUCACCAGGUGUAUACGGAUUGGAUCUACCUUUGGUGGGUGGCCUAUACCAAUGCAAUGCACGGCCGCAUCUUUAUCAUACUCAAAGAAUCCCUCAAGUAUAUCCCGAUCAUCGGGCAGGGCAUGACCUUCUACGGGUUUAUCUUCAUGGCUCGGAAAUGGCUGUCCGACAAGCCGCGGCUGCAGCACCGCCUGAAGAAGCUGAAGAUCCAGCACACCGGAUCUCAGUCCGUGUCCCCUCGGUAUGACCCCAUGUGGCUCUUGAUCUUCCCCGAGGGGACCAAUCUCUCCAUCAACACCAAGCGACGGAGCAAAGCGUACGGAGAGAAGCAGGGAAUCCCAUCCCUGAAUCACGAGCUUAUUCCACGCUCCACCGGUCUGUUCUUCUGCCUCCAGCAGCUGCGAGGCACGGUGGAAUGGGUCUAUGACUGCACGGUAGCUUACGAGGGGCCUCCAAAGGGCAGCUUGCCCGACAAGUACUUUACUCUCCGGUCGACUUACCUGCAAGGCCGACCGCCCACAUCCGUCAACAUGCACUGGCGGCGCUUUGCUAUGUCGGGGAUUCCUUUAGAUGACCAGGAUGAGUUUGACUCAUGGCUCCGAGAACGCUGGACCGAGAAGGACCAGUUGCUUGGCGAGUACUAUGAAACAGGGAGAUUCCCGUCCGAGUUGGCCGGCUCCAUUGAUGUCGGUCUUAAGUCUGAAGAGCGGGAAACUGCCGCCGCCGCCGGGUAUGCCGAGACUUACGUACGACUGGAACACUGGGCUGAGGUUGGUCGGAUCUUUAUGGUGCUGGUAGGCGUGGUGGUGCUCUGCAAGAUUCCCAAGCUCUUGGGGCUCUGAUCGGAUAAGAAGACCAUCCCUACGAUAGGGCUGGUCUGGAACUAUUACGUGCUAUGACCGAUCCUCAUAUCCAACCGUUCUAUGACCUGGGAGAUGGCGCUUGGAGUAGGUAUCAUUGUGGUUAUUUCUACCCUACCAUUUAGUUGCCUAAUGUCCUGUCUGCAGUCGUGUCACGGCCACGACUAUCUCACAUGACCGGUUAGAUGUACAAUGGAAGAUACAGUAGGACUAUUAUAAUAGUAGUGGUGG
Molecule: messenger RNA, 1788 nt
Organism: Aspergillus heteromorphus CBS 117.55
Lineage: Eukaryota; Fungi; Ascomycota; Eurotiomycetes; Eurotiales; Aspergillaceae
Product: lysophospholipid acyltransferase family protein
Exons: 3
Coding region: 292-1539 (415 amino acids)
Cellular component (GO): endomembrane system
Molecular function (GO): acyltransferase activity
Source: RefSeq, a predicted model, not a curated record